AUUUCGUUUUCCCUCUACCCCGGUUCUCCCUAUCCCCUCCCCUCGCCGGCGGCGCGCAGAUCGCGACUGCACCCUCGUCGACGAUCACCUCUGUCGAACCCUAGCAUCCACUUUAAGUUGCUUGUCGGUGCUGUCCUUCCCUCGCCGUCUCCAGCGGUUCUCCCUCGUCGCCCCAAGCUUCCGUCUUCUUCUCCAGCGGCGCUCGCUCCGCGCCUCCGGCGAAGUCGUGGGUGCGGGGGGCUUCCAGCGUCCAUGGUCGACAUCGACGAGUGCUCGGUGGCGCUCGUGCCCGAGCUCGAGCAUGCGCUGGCGAACCCGGACCCCUCCUCUAUCCCCCCGGACGCAUGGGCGCCUUUCGAGGCCGCCGCGCUCGGUGUCAUGUGCCGGAUCCAGCCAACCGUCGCCUCGGAGGGGCGCCGUGCGGCCGUUGUCGACUACAUCCAACGCCUCGUCAAGUGUUCCGUCGGCUGCUCGGUCUUUCCAUUUGGAUCCGUUCCACUGAAAACAUAUCUUCCUGAUGGAGAUAUUGACUUGGCUGCUUUCGGUUAUACAUGUUCUGAUGAAAGCCUGGCAAAUGAGGUACGUGCCAUUCUGGAAUCAGAAGAGCGGCGCGAAGAUGCUGAAUUUGAAAUCAAAGAUGUCCAGUAUAUAAAUGCUGAGGUCAAGCUAGUCAAAUGCUUUGUCCAAAAUAUUGUUGUCGACAUCUCAUUUAAUCAGAUUGGUGGACUAUAUACGCUUUGUUUUCUAGAGCAGGUGGAUCAAAGAUUUGAAAAAACCCACCUUUUCAAGAGAAGUAUAGUGCUUAUAAAAGCCUGGUGUUAUUAUGAAAGCCGCAUCCUUGGAGCCCACCAUGGUCUAAUUUCUACCUAUGCCUUGGAGACAUUAGUGCUAUAUAUCUUCCAUCUCUUCCAUGAGUCUUUGGAUGGUCCAUUAGCUGUACUCUAUAGGUUUCUGGACUAUUAUAGCAAGUUUGACUGGGAUAAUAGGGGUAUAAGCUUACAUGGUCCUAUUUCCUUGUCUUCCCUACCUGAGCUAGUUACCGACUCAUCAGGCAUUCAUGAUGAUUGUUUUCUUGAGCGGGAGAAGUUUCUAAGAGAAUGUGCUCAAAUGUUUACUGCCCCCCCUAGGAACAAUGAGAGAAAUACACGCCCGUUCCCUCGAAAAUUUCUCAACAUAGUGGAUCCAUUGAAGCAGAGUAACAAUCUUGGACGCAGUGUCAGCAAAGGUAACUUUUACAGAAUACGCAGUGCUUUUGAUCUUGGUGCCCGGAAGCUUGGAAAGAUCCUUCAAGUUCCUGCCAGUUCUAUUGUGGAUGAAGUCAAUCAAUUCUUCAGGAGCACACUGAAGAGAAACCUCGGCAGGGUACGCCCAGAUGUGCAAGGCACUGCAGUGAACUUGAACAUUGAAAGAGACAACAAGGGCUAUCCACCUUUACACAGUAAUCCAUGUGAGGAUCUAUCUUAUCAGCUCAGUAGUAUCAACAUUUCAGAUAAUCAUGGGUCUUUGAAGCAGGAGGAACAUAGCUCUAGCGGUGAGCACCAGGAAAUGAAAUCUGCUUCACAUCUUGUAACUAGUUCUUUAGUUAGUGUGAGCAAUGGGAUGUCAACGAAGGUGCACAAAGAGGUGGAUGGUGAUCGGUGUGCCACCAUUGACAAUUUAUCAGAUCUCACAGGGGACUACAGAACAAAUUUUAACAAUCUCCUCUAUUCACAGAGUUGCCAUCAAGACUAUCCAGUUCAUCCAAUUUACUAUCCAAUGCUUGCCCCACCACCUGUACAAUAUCAGAACAAACACUCACUGAAUGGUCAUAACAGAAAAAAUGCUUAUGGAUAUCCCAGUGCAAACAGAAUGGCCCCUGGUCCUUAUUCACCUGGCUACUUCUUCUUAAAGCCGUUUUAUCGCACUGAGGAUCCUAUGCAACCUCAUGGAGCAGUCACCUACUUCCCCGACCCAAAUUUGUGCAUGGAGGCACCACCCACUGGACGAGGGGAAAGAAAUAAUUAUUUCCCUCGAAAUAAUUAUCAAAAGCAUCAUCGUUAUGGUAGGGUGGACAUGCCUGCAGAUAUGACACGUUCUGAGGAAUUGAGGCAACAGCCACCAUUGCCGAUUUAUGUUCCUGUUGCAAAUGAUAAAGGAAUUCCCUCUCCGUUGAAGAUACCAACUCCAUCACCCCAUUCUACACAGGAUAAUAUUCAUGGAAGGGGCUUUAUUCAUCCACAUGACAGUAAACUUGAGUUUGGGACCUUGGGGGCAUUGCACAUGGAAGUUAGGAGUGCUUCCCAAAAUCAAGCUAACAGACCAUAUUCUGCUUCUGACACUAAACCUUCUUCAACCCCGAGAUCGAACUCUCCUGGACAAAAUCCUGGAACGGGUUAUAGAUCUAAUGUAAUGAGCAAUGACUAUUGAGGCACACCACAAUUAUUAGUUUCUUAAACAGAAAUUAAGGAAUACUAAGCCAUAUCAUCUCAAGGACAAUGGUGAUUUCCCACCACUAUCCAGUUGACGCGAUAUAUGGCUUACCGCAUAGCAGAGCUGUUGUUUUUUCUGAUCCAACCGGAAAAUACUGAUGUGUGGCGCACACUCAGUGCAGCCAUAGCAGAGGGUUUCUCUUCUAGUCAAGCAUCAUCAUGUACAUCCUAACUUGGUUCUCCAGUCGUCAGAUUCACCUUAUGCGGCGGCGACAAAUGCAAGCUUGCCCUGCAGUAACUGAAGUUUCAGCCCCUACCCCUCCUGGAAAACAGGACAUUUUGUGCCAUGUAGAACUGUAGAUACUUGGGGGCAAAAAUUUAUAUUUCCUUUCGCUUUCUUAAAGUUUUGGCGUUCCCCUUGAGUGGGGAACAGGAUGCAAAGAUGGAUAGAAAAAGGAGAGAAAAAGAGAUAGUUUAGACAUUCCGUUUUUACCUUGUGAGCAUUCGAGGAUUGCCCGGGAGCUCGCUCUUGUAGUGUUAAUCUGUCUGGGUCUUGACUUGCAACUGAAAGACCCCUUGCCCGAAGUAACAUUAGCUGCCUAGAAAUGAUAGGCGUUGCAUAUGUGAGAUUUUGGAGUUGCAGUUAAUACAUGGAAAGAAAUUUUGCUCG
Messenger RNA from Aegilops tauschii subsp. strangulata, 3078 nucleotides. RefSeq lists its product as uncharacterized. NCBI's taxonomy places the organism in Eukaryota, Viridiplantae, Streptophyta, Magnoliopsida, Poales, Poaceae. The record is from RefSeq and is a predicted model, not a curated record.